CGAGGGGAAAAAAAAGCCCGGAGCGGCCGAACGGCGCGUGCGCGGCGCGUCUGGGUCGAAGUGCGCAAGUGCUCGGGGCUGUAAAGCCUUAAAGCUGGCAAGUCCUGAAUGGUAAAAAACAGGCGUCCCGGACCGCUGACUCGAGGAUUUCCAUUGCAGCAAGCAAAGUUUUAACCGAGCCACUUGCUCCGGCUGUCUCCAUGCUGGCCGCGGGCCUGCAUUGUUUGGUUUUGUGAGGAAGGAAGAAGGAAGAGGUGGCGGUGGUGUGAUUAUAUAUUUUAUUUUUCCCCCUCCCUUUUUUUCCGGAGGUAAUUUUUCUGCCUCCGAUUUUUUUUUUGAGGGGGGGAGGGAGGGAGAGGAGUGUUGAAGAGAGGAAUAUGGAGGGCCCGCGGUGUAGCGGGCAGAAGCAGAGGCGAUCGCGCUCUCACCGGGAUCGGGCGAGGAGGAGGGAGGGUGCGAGCCGCGGCGCCCGGCCCCGCAGCCCUUCGUCGGGCUCUGAACGGGACGAGAAGCCGAGCCCCGGCCAGGCGCCGGCCAGCGCGGCCCCCUCCCGCUGUUGCCGGCCUCCCCGCCGCAAGAGGAGGGCAUCCAGCUCUCAGGAAGAGGACAUCAUCGACGGCUUUGCCAUCGCCAGCUUCGCUACUCUGGAGGCUUUGGAGGAAGAAAAGCAUGGUGAUCUCCCCAAUCAUUUGCAUCAUUUAGAUGUGUUUCAAUUUACAAUCGAAACCAAGGAACUUGCACUGAGACCACAAGAACGAAAUGAAAAAUGGGAAAAACAAGUAGGGAAGAAACCACGGCAGGUGGAGAAUGGCAUGUUGGCUGAGCCAAGUGAAAAUGGACAUGAAAAUGGAAAUGGUACCUUGGAGCGAGGUCAAGAUCAGGGAAGAGAUCGAACCAAGAGAAAAGUUCCAUUGAAGAACUCGGCACAGAUGAAGGUUUCAUCCAACCAAAAUGGCAGGAAGAGCGAGGAUGAGUGCGUCAGAGAUGCCAACAGUUCACAGAGGAGCAGUUCCAGAGACAAGCUUAGUGAUCGGGAAAACUACCGCAUUCUUCAGGAGCAGUCAAUAUGCCGAAUUCACUACCGAAGUCCACAACAGAACAAGAAGUCAGCAAUUCUUUCAGCAUCAUCAAACACUAAGGAGAUAUCUUGUACAAAAGAUGUACGAAUUUCGAAAGCUGAAAAGGCCUUCAGUACUCAAAGGGUUAAUCCUUCAACCAAACAAAGUUCUGCACAUUCGUUUUCAGGACGAGGAUACUCUUGUGACAGUGAGAGUGACAUUGACGACAAGGCAUCAGAUGUAGGCUCUGAGAAACUCUUUUCACCAGCAGCAAGUAAAGGUUCAAGCUUUGCUGGAAGCAAUCUGACGUCGAAUGAGAAACCUGAAACAAAAGGACCAGGUGUUUCCAAGAUAUCCGGACUAGAGCGCAGCCAGGAGCAGAGUAAGGAGACGCCCUUUGUGCCACUGGUCCCAAGCCCACCAGCUAUAGUGGUACCACCACCGCCUUCAGCGUGCACCUCCAACAGCACAGCAAGUCCUACGAUAAAGGAGGCUAUCUACUCAUCACGGCCACAAUCAAGACAACCAACACCACAGUUACAACCACAACUGCAGCAUUAUCCUCUGCCUCAGGUUCAUACACAGCCUCCUUCACAUCACCAGAUUCACCACCAGAUACCCUUCAGCAGUCUUAAUAGUAUCAGCAGCAGGAGCAGCAGUGCCAGCAGUGCUGCAAGCAUCAGUCUACCCAAGCACCUGCCUUCAUCCCCCCAAAUACACCCCCAUCACUCAACCACUCCAGUCUUGCCCCUAUCAAUUCCAAACCUUGCUACCUCACAUAAUUUCUCCCUGAGGCCUCAGACUCAUCCUCAUCACCACGCCAUGUUUGCAACACCAGCUACCUUACCACCACCACCUCCUUUAACUUCAAACAGCCUUGUUGUACCAGGUCACCCUGCAGGACCUGGCUAUUCAGAUACCAGCCUGUUGAUAUCAUUCAACCAACCAAUCAUGUAUUGUCAGCCUCAGUCGGGAAUUUCCUCUCUACUCAUGCCGCCCACUGCACCACCUAUGGAAAACACAAAAUCUAUUAUAACUCGUUUUUCCUCUUCCUUUCAGUUUGAAAAGUAUACACCAAAAAUGGAAAAUCCUUUCUAUCGACAUUCUAGUUUCUUCCCACCAUAUGCUCCAACAAUGCCAGGAAUGCCAUCCAUGAUUCCUCAUUCAGGUCCCUUUGGCUCACUUCAGGGAGCAUUUCAGCCUAAGACUUCCAAUCCAAUUGAUGUAGCAAGCAGACAAGGAGCAGUUCCUCACACUCUACUUCAGAAGGACCCCAGGCAAUUAUCAGACCCCUACAGACAGUCAAUAAGACUCCCACUCAAAAGGGUAAAUCUACCUCAAAAACAACUGGGCAAGCCUGGGAAGUGGUGUGCUGUUCAUGUGCAAAUUGCCUGGCAAAUCUACCAUCACCAGCAAAAAUUAAAGCAACAAAUAUCAAUGGAUCAUCACAAACUUGAAAUAGGGGGUAAACUGGACCUGUUUAGCCGGCCACCUGCGCCUGGGGUGUUUCCAGGUUUCUCAUAUCCGCAUGACCUUGCCAGGCCUCUCUUCGCAAGCACAGGUAAUGCACACCCGGCUGCAACCACAUUUGGGCCACCACCUCAUCAUCACAGCAGCUAUUUACCCACUGGUCACAUGGCAGAUCCAUUCAAUAGAUCAAAUACCUAUGGCGGCCUUGGAAACCUCAGCACCAGUGCCUUUGGAGGAUUAGGCAAUCCAGCACUUGCUUCCAACAGCAUGUUUGGUCACAAGGAAGGUCCAGGGAUACAGAGCCUCAACAAUGCUCAUGAGCCAUGGAAUCGCCUCCAUCGAACGCCACCGUCAUUUCCAACACCACCUCAAUGGCCAAAGCCGGGGGAAUCGGAGCGGAGCUCCUCAGUAACUAAUCACGACAGAGAUCGAGAUUUGGAGAAAAGAGAAUCAUCACUUAAAAAUGACAGAGAGAAAGAAAGAGAUGGAGUGGAGAAAAACAGGCACUCCAACAGAUCGUCGCCAGCAUCUGCCCCAGUCAACUACCAAAUCAACAACCUCAUCCACAGCAAUAGCCGAAGCUUGAAUGAUCCAACGAGGCAUCAUAGCACCACUGAGCGAGAUAGAUCAAAGGAGCUAGAGAGGGAGCACUCUGACUCGCUGAGGGAGUUACCCGGCAUCGAGCAUAAAAUCAAGGAGAAUCGCUCACCGAUAAAGGAAAGUCAGAUUCAUGAGAGGAGGCUAGCAGAAGACAACGCAAAACCUGUUGUGAGAGACACUUCUCCAUACAACAGAACUUUGCUGAGUGAAAGCAUGAAACUCAGCAAUUCAGUUAGCAAAGAUAGUGAAAGGAAAGCUGAAUCCUCCUGUGACCAUCAGAAAAUAAAGAACGACGUCAAGAUAAAAGAAGAACGAAAAGAGGAUAAUGAGGUGAUGGUGAUAAGCUCGGACUCAUCACAGCAUCCCAGGAGCAGUGAGCCACCUCACCAUGCAUCCCUACAUGGACUUCCACUUGGCCAUUCUGUGGGCCCCAUGCCCAUUACAAUGAGCAGCAUCCAUCAGAUGAACAACAUGAAUGUGCUUGACCGUGCUCGGAUGGUGACGCCCUUCAUUGGCAUGAACCCGCUGGCGGGAAGAGAACGUCUGCCCCACCCUGGAUUCUCAUGGGAUCCUGUCCGAGAUCCUUUGCGAGACGCAUACCGGAGCUUUGACUUGCACCGGAGGAUGGAGUUCCCAUUACGCACAGACCCCAUGCACAGGUUCCCAACAGCAGCCGGUUUCUACGAACAUGACCGGUCGUACAGAGACCGGGAGCCUCACGACUAUAACCACGAGCACGUUCUGGAAGUCAGGCGUGAGCAGGAGCGCAUUCGACAUGCCGAUGAAAGAGAACGCUUGCACCUACGGGAAGAGUUUGAUCGUGCCCGGUUGCAUGCCUUGCAUACAUCAGCCAUGGACAGUCACUUGGCACAUGUGCCACCCUUUAUGCCUCAUUUAAGCGGAAUGCACUACCCGAGGCUAAGUCCAUCCACUGCCAAUCACAAUGGGAUUUUGAACAGGACCCCACCAACUGCAGCACUGAGUGCUCCACCUCCUCUCGUACCAGCAGGCAGCGCGCGGUCUGUGUCUCCACGAAGGACUACUCCACUCACUAACUCAGAGUCUCGGGACUACUCCCCUUCUCGUAAUCCCAAAGAAGUUGAGGCACGGUAGUUCUUAAAUAUGGGGGAACUGUCCUGUGUAUGAGAUCCUUUAAUUCAAACAAUGCACUGCAACAAGAGAUAGCUGUAAAUUUAUAGAAUUGAAGCACAGUUGGGAGGGUUAAAAAGUCUGAACUUUGAUACCAGAAGAUUGCUUAUAAUUGGAAUUAAUAUAUUAUCAAUUAUAGAUCUCUAGAUUUCUUUGUGCAGAGAAUUCUGAAAUCAUGUUUGUACAUUUUUCCAAUAUUUGAAAUCUAAUUUGUAUGGAUUUGUAAUUUUAUUGUUUCAUUUUUAUUUGUUUGCUUUAAGUUUUAGUUUUCAGUUUCCAGCCGUUAAGGCCUCAAACUAUUUUAAUAAUACCCAGGGUUGCUAUGGUAUAAUUUGUCAAGAUACCUAUUUACAUUGAAUCCACUGUGAGGUUCCAUAUUGAGGCCAAAAAAUGACUUUCCUUUCUUUGGUUCCCAGAAAUGUCUGUGUACUCUGAGAAAUGUACAAAUCUGAAUUUGUUUUGCCUUAUUAACAAUUACAAGAUAUGCAGAAGAGGUCCAUGUGGUUCCUGUACAAAUGUAAAUACUCUGUUGAUACUCAGAACAUGCUAAUUAAAUUCUUUACUUAGGUAGCCUUUAUAAAGGGUUUCUGAAACCAGAAAAGCUCACUGGAUAUUUAUAUCACAAAAUUAUUCCUAUAAGUGUCACGUGGAAGUGUGCUUUAACGUUCAGUUUCAGAAAAGCAUAUUCAAUUCAACUAUGCAAGAACCGCAGGCAGGUCUUUCACAAAGGCUGCACAUCCAAACUAACGCCGACACAUGGUGAGGGAACACUCCCGCCGGCAAUGGUUGGGAGCAGGGGAGGGGCAAAAUACCACUCCAUUAAGAGACACAAAACUGCAUUUGCGAAAGAGGGGGGGGGGGGGG
Molecule: messenger RNA, 5141 nt
Organism: Leucoraja erinaceus (little skate)
Lineage: Eukaryota; Metazoa; Chordata; Chondrichthyes; Rajiformes; Rajidae
Gene: fbrsl1
Product: fibrosin-like 1
Source: RefSeq, a predicted model, not a curated record